AGCACUGGCAGCAGCGUGUUCGACGAGCACUCUGCACUCGCUUUCUACACAGCAAUGCCGCCUGGCAGGAGCGGAUGAGAAGGACUAUGUCGUCUGUUCCGCCGCCCAUCAUGUCUCCAUCACUGCUGGCUUCGCUGCCCGCCCGCUCGCCCACUCCACCACGAGAUGCCUCUUCCGACGCGGUUGGCGAUGCCCUGCGUUUCCUCGAGCAGGGACACGACGAACCCGUGGUGGAGAGCACCGACGCACAGCCCACGAUUGUCACGAAGAUAACGACACGAACGACCGAUACGCCGCCAUCGAAGAAUACCAUCGUCGCCGCAACCGUUUCCCCACAACCUCGAGGAUCUGCCAAAAAGGUCGACUUCUCGCCAUGGCCAAUCUACCACAAAAUACCGGCACUGGGCCAGUCCAGCUCGCCUGGGCUAAUACAACGGCCACUGCCACCACACAAUUCCUCGCCUCUCGCCCAAACUUCAGGCUCACGUCCACUGAAGUCGAUCCUCAAGCAGUCGACAUUGGCAUCUCCAGAAGAGACGGGUAGCACGACAGCCGACGGCGCGUCCGAGAUACAGCAGCCUGCCGACUUUCGGCAGAUGCUGCAGUCUGCUCUGUUGCAGUUAGAAGGUCCAUCAAGAGAUGCCCGCCGUGAUGCAUAUAUGGCCCUCAACAACUCCAUAAAGGCAUACAUGCGCGUGCCCGACCCUCAACCGCUGGCCGAGAAGAUGGCACGUGUGACACAGUGUCUGUCGCGGGAUCUUGCGUGGAAAGAUGCCACUGGCCGUCUGGAUGCCCAGAUUGUGCAGCUGGCAUUGAGCUUGACUUGUGCGAUCCUGUUCGAUCCAGAGACGCAAGGCUUACUCGAUCCCGACUUCCAAGCCUUUGUCAUUGAUCGUUCGAUAUUCGUGCUGGAACAAGCAGACAUGGCUAAAGCUUUAGUCAAAGGCCAUCUGCAUCUGCUCUGCGUACAGCGCUUCCCUCGGAGUGUGUUUGCAGCGGGACGCGCGGAACGACUCAUUGCGGUCAUGCAGAACAUCGAGGCUCGGAACAGCAUUAUCGCCGCUCGGCUAGUUAUCUACCAACGACUGAUCGAGAGAGCUCCUACAGCGAUGCUCAACAAGAUCAGAGAUUGGAUCGAACAUGUCUUCCAUGCUCUGCUGAGCAACGUGAACGACGUCCAAAGACGCGCCAUUGACGUCUGUAUGCAGAUGGGUAUGUCCCUCGGUCAGUAUCCUCAAACGGCCAAGGCAAUAUCAGAACUGUGCGACAAAGAGAUUGAAGAGGGUCAAAGCUAUGGCGACUACCUAAACAUGCAAUUGAUCGCAAUGACUUCAGAUACCGCCAAAGCUCCUCUCGUACCUGAAAUAUGGGUAGCGGUUGUCCUUUGCUUCCGGAACAAGCGAUAUCCCAUCGGCAAAUGGCCCAAGUUCAGGGACUGGCUCCUGACCAUUCAAAAGUGCCUCAAUUCGAGCGAUAUGGCUGUGAAGCGACCUGCCAACGUGGCCUGGAACCGCCUCGUCUUCACCAUCAUGCCGGAUUCGUCUACCUCGGAGCUACUGAGGUCGAUGCUGAAGGUGCCUAUCCUGGCCGGCCUGGAAAGGCGUGGUAACAGUGAGCUGUCCCAUCAGCUACGACAGCUCGCCUUGGAGAGCUACUGCAACCUGCUACAUUAUGCUAUGCGUCCUGAGCUUGAUUACGAAGAAUUGGAUCUCGCUUGGGACAUGUACGUGGGUCCAGUUCUCAUGAAAAUCUCGAAAGCGGGAAGCAAAGGUCGUAACAUUGCCUUUCGGGUCCUGCACGGGCUGCUGAAGAAGACUGGCGGAACGUGGAACGCCAACGCUGCGAACGAAAAUGAGCCCAUUCACCCCCGUGACUUGCCGCGACUGGAUGUGCGCUGGGUACGAUCCCGAUUGGCUCGCAUCAUGACUGUCAUGGAGCCCAUUGUCAUUGCGGGCAUGACACAGUCGACAGAUGUACAGCCGGCAAUCGAUGAAUGCUGGCGGACCUUGAUGACAGCAAUCGCGGAAGCUGGCAGCCAGGAAGUCAAGGCUUCCAACGAGCUCAAGGAUGCCAUCGCUGGAUUGAUCAACUUCUUCCGCCGACUGUGGGCAUCUGCCUCACAACUUUCACUCGAGCAGGAUGCGACAGCCUGGCUGAGUAGGUAUCAGACUGUGCUGGAAGUCACCGUAGAAAGCUUGGGCUCUGGACAUUUCGUGGACGAUAUCCUCAGCCGCACAAGCACAGACGAAGUCGAAGCUAUACCGAAUCAUCGAACAUCGAAGUCAACGCCAACCGCAUGCUCACCCUUCGUGCUGCUCUUCGCUCUGUAUUACGAGCCGCCUCAGCCUCUCCGCACGCCGAUCGUUAUUCAGAACUCCGCCCUCUGGUUCUUGCGACUACUCGCUGGUGCCAAAGUGUCGACAUCGGGGCUUCUUGGUCUCUUGCAGCGGUCACUGCAUGCCAGCAAGGCAUCACGCUCCGAGCAGAACGAAGAUAUCCAUGGACAGCUGUGGAGUGCGGUUGCCGAUACAGCCACCCAUACGCUGACCAAACAAUCUACUCUUUCUCCACAAAAGGACACCUUCGUCAUGGGCGUGGCACUCAAAAGCGCAGCCAGCAUCAUUCUUGAAGGUCUGAAAUACAUCGAUGAGGAUUGUAACGCCUCUAUGAUUCGGCUGUACAAUGCCGCAUGCCAAUCUGCACGACAUGUCGCUGGGAACGGUGGCAUAGUCCUGGCUGUGAUGGAACCGCUUGCCGGACUGGUCCACGAGCAGGUCUCACGCCUCUCGCUUGUAGCCAUACUGCGAUUGGCGAGCGCCAUGGCGGAAGGUGGUGUCUGGCCCAGCACUCGUUCUGAACUUGAUCAGAGUCGCAAGGCACUAUGGACCGUAAGCCUUGAGCCUUACAAGAUGCAAGCCUUCGACCCAUUCGACCAUGUGUACAAAUUUUUCGGCCGCAUUCUGGACCUUGCGUACGAGCGAUUUGACAAAUUACAUGGUGAUCAUCGCAGUCUGACAUCGACACUGAUGUCGUCUGUAGCUGACUUCCUCCAACGAUGCCCAUCGCCGCUCUUCCAGGUCGCAUUUCUCAAACUGCAGACUGGAUACAUUACUUGGGCCGAAGAUUUGCAGAUGUCGGUGUCCUCGCUAUCCCGAGACCUACACCCUGCGGAUAGAACAAUGCUUGAGGACCUACAACACAAUAUCAACCUCGUUUGGCUCCAGCUACUAUCCCAGAUCUCUGAAAAGCUGCCACAGAAAGACAGCCAGGCUCUUGAGCUGCUCGAACCAUUCUUGGUCGCUGGCUUCUCGAGUUCCAGCCAGGCAAUCGUGAACACCACCAUCGAUUUCUGGAACUCUUCCUUCGCUUUAGCUCCCAGCCUGGACUAUCCAGCUAAGUUGUUCCCAGUGCUUCGAGAGAGGCAAGUCCAAACUGAGCUAAAGCUACCCGGUUUCCCCAAUCCAAAAGAACAAACCUCACCAUCCAAUCUGCGCGAUUUGAGCUCGCCACAAUCAAUUUCGCUCAUCGACCGACGUGCUGCUGCUACCGCUCAUCGAUCACGUACGCCACGUAUUGACACUUCCGAGAACAUUUACAUCAACCAAUUGCUUGAGAAAACCAAGAAGUCCAUGGGCAAAACUACUCUCAACACCACGAGAAACAGCGCUUCCAAACCAAAACCGCGUCAUGACGACUCGCAAGUCCAUUUCGCCCCAAUUGAAUCAGCAGAGGAGGUCUUGACAGCUGACUCCCAGGCCCUGACCGAACAUCAACGGGACGUGAAAGACCGACAACGCUUGCAAGCUCAGGCGUAUCCUGGUAUUGCCUCUAGCCCAUUGACAACUUCCCCAAUAGCGAACCCUCAAGGCAACGCGAAACUCAAAUUCAUCUCGGACCUGCGCCGCACUGCAGACGGCAAGAUUGUCGUGAGUCCAAGAACCGAGACACACGACGCACUGCCUGGCGAUGAUCUUCCGUCCUCACCUACCCCAAGGCCCAAAUCUAAAGCGGACAAUGGUAUGAUAGCGCAUGGCACCGAUGCAAGCUUGUCACGUGGAACGCCAGCAUCUGACCCUCCGUCCUCUCCUCCUCCGACGAGUGAGAACAGUGCCCUCCACCCUGGAGAUGAUACUCAUGAAGACGCUGAGGACGACUUGCCACUUACGAGCGACGGUGAUUUGCACCAUCAACGUGUCAAUAGCUCAACGUCAAGCGAUCAGGAUGUCGUAAUGCACGACAGCGACUUGCCUUCUGACACUCAGCUGUCGAACGCGCAAUUACAGUUGGAAGACGAGUUAGCAUCGAAACAAAUGACUGGCACCGAUGCGACGAACGCUGCAGUGCGCGCCGCUGCUGAGCCUGAAACGCCUUCAAGAAUUAAAGCGACUCUUCUGAGUGAGGGCUCCGGCGUUGCGAGUACACCAGAGCACAGCAAUGCGGAGAACUCACAGAUACCCCAAUCGUCAACGAGGAAGCGCAAGCGAAUGGCCGACACGGCACAUGUAGCCCGAAAACGCAAGUCGCAACCGCCAUACGCCAAUUCGUUCCCUGGCUCCAGCAACGGGCAGGAAGAGGGCAUCGAGGAGGAGAUCGUGGUCGCUGCCCGCUCACAGUCGAUCGCGUCAGAUCUUGACUCCGCGCAAGAGGGAUACAUUGAGUCGGUGGAACAUUCAGAUGAUGCCCUUGUCGAAGCAGUGACCGCAUCUACAGGACCGUCAAGCACGCAGCCUGCGAAGAGGAAACCGGGACGACCGAGGAAGAUCAAGCCUCAGGAGAAAAUCGAACUUUCGCCCAGAUCGGCUAGACGUUUGAAACGGUCUGCGUCAGCUUCAAGCCUUCGAGAAUCAAAAGGCACGCCCACAGCGCAGCAAUCACAAGACUCUACAAACGAUCUGGACGAGCAGCACGAUUCAUCUCAAGAUGGAAGCGCGGCACAGGAUGGUGUACAGCGGAAGAUAGCACAGCCUCAGAGCAUUCUGUCACGCUUGCGUGGUAUCUUGGCUGAUUGCAAAAACAUGAUCAUCGGGUCUCAGGAGGAGGAACGGGAAUAUGACGAUGUCUUGUUCGGGAUCAGACGAAUAGUUCACGAUGCUGCUAGUGGCGUACACGGCCGAUGAAACCGCAUGUAGAUAUAGCGCUGAAGAGGACGGAAAAUGUGAUAUGAAAU
Molecule: messenger RNA, 5167 nt
Organism: Cercospora beticola
Lineage: Eukaryota; Fungi; Ascomycota; Dothideomycetes; Mycosphaerellales; Mycosphaerellaceae
Biological process (GO): telomere maintenance
Cellular component (GO): nucleus
Source: RefSeq, a predicted model, not a curated record